GCCGGGAGAGGCGGGGCAUCUGCUAGGGGGCCCCAUGCGCCGUGUCAUGGAGGCUCAGUGUGCGAGCGGCCAUUGAAGGGAAAGGAGCUGCGUGUUUCGCAACAGGAGGAGGGAUCGGGGUGGCCGAGCAGCCCGGAGUUCUCAACUCCGCUCGCACCGCCUCCGGGGCCCUUUGCUGAGCAGCCGAGAGGGGGGGACUCUCCCUUUAUUUUGUUCUUCUUCUUCUCCUCCUCCUCCUCCUCCUCCUCGCCACGCAUCCCCACGCCUGCCUGUCGGGUUCUCCUUAGGUAGUUUGCGCCCCUCCCUCCUCGCUCUCCACUUUGGAGAGGCUUUCCAGAUGGAGAUGAAAAAGCUGGAAAUGAAGAAGCGCGUUAACCUGGAGUUGAGGAACCGCGCGCCCGAGAAGGUGGCUGAGCUGGUGCUGGACAACUGCCGGUCCAGCAAUGGUGAAAUCGAAGGCCUGAACGACUCAUUUAAAGAACUGGAGUUUCUCAGCAUGGCCAACACAGAGCUGAGCUCUUUGGCCAAGCUCCCCACGCUGACAAAGCUUCGAAGGCUGGAACUGAGUGACAAUCUAAUUUCCGGCGGUCUAGAAGUCCUGGCAGAGAGAUGUCCAAAUCUUACAUAUCUAAAUUUGAGCGGCAACAAAAUCAAGGAUCUCAGCACCGUUGAAACUCUUCAAAAUCUGAAGAACCUGAAAAGCCUUGAUCUGUUUAACUGUGAGAUCACAAAUCUGGAAGAUUACCGAGAAAAUGUCUUUGAAUUGCUCCACCAAAUCACGUAUCUAGAUGGGUUUGAUCAGGAUGAUAAUGAGGCCCCUGAUUCAGAAGAGGAAGAAGACGACGACGAUGAUGGGGACGAAGAUGAGGAUGAAGACGAGGACAAAGCCGGCCCCCCAGGAGAAUAUGAGGAAAACGAUGAAGAUGACGAAGCUUCAGACUUGGGGGAGGGGGAAGAGGAAGAGGAAGAGGAGGAAGUGGGUCUUUCCUAUUUGAUGAAAGAAGAGAUUCAGGAUGAAGAGGAUGAUGAUGAUUAUGUAGAGGAGCGAGACAAUGAGGAAGAAGAUGCCGUUGUCCGGGGUGAGAAGAGAAAACGUUCACCUGAAGACGAAGGAGAUGAUGAUGAUGAUUAAGUCGCAGAAAAUACAAAUAGGACCCGAUUCAUUUUUGUUGGAAUUAUGCAAUAGUGAUAUGCAGAUUUGUAAGGUUCCAUGUAUGAUAGGUCUCUACAAAAGAUAUUAAUGUGUUUAACUUUUUAUAGGAAGUGUUUUACUAUGUUUGCCCUUUUUAUCAUUCCAACUAAGACAUAAUAAUCCAUUAUUGAUCAUAUUUCCAUCCGUUUUACUCACUGAAGCAGUUGUCCCUAUUUCCUGCCUAGAAACUUCAUUCCUCCCAUUUUCCCCCCCUUCUGUUUCCUCAUUAUGAGCAUGCUGUUAACCCCUAGCCAGUUACUUCAGACGGAUUGAACAAAGUUAAACUUUUAAGAGAGCAUGCUCAUGUCAAAUACACAGGAGUAAGAUAACCAACUCUUCACUGGAAAGGACUCUGUCGCAACUGAAAUGGGAAAUUAGGUCAUCUGGAACUCGCAUUUUACCUAUCAUUUCAUUUUAAAAGGAUAUCUGAAUGAUGUAUUGAAUUCCUAGUUCAUUUCUGUGUGUGGUUAGUCUCUCUCUCUCUCUCUCUCUCUCACACACACACACACACCAAACCUUUCUGGUAGAUAACUUUAAGCAAGGCUGGAAUACAGUUCUCUAAAAUAGUCUCACUCUUCCAUAACAAAAUUUAAACUGGAAAUAAUUAUAGUUCAUUCAAGAUUAUAACUUCUUCAUGACCCUUUUGACCAUUCCUCUCUAGACUCAUAGUUUACAUGCACAUUUCAGAACUCUUUUUGUUAUGGCUAAAAUUGAAUAGAGUCAUUCUUCAGUACUAAAUUUAAACCAAUAGAAGUUAUUCUGCAUUUUCUUUCUCGCUAUAUUGCCCUUUCAAGCAAUAUUGGCAUGUAGAUAUACAAGUGGGUUUAGAGCCAAGCUCCUGAAAACCACAAGAAGCUGCUUGUGUUGCUGAACUGGGAAGACAUUUAGGAAGGCAGCUGUUUAAUUCGGGGCACCGAAGCCAACAGAGGGGAGAAAGGCUUUACACCUCGAGUCCUGGAAAGAAAUAUACGAAAUUGCAAAUUAUUUGGAGUUCUCUCUCUGGGAUAGGUUUGGUUCGUAAAAGUAUGGGGUUCUGGUUGAGGAAAGCUAUUUAGCUAGGAUCCUCGAUUUCACUGUUAAGAAAUAUAGAAAUGCAUUUGCUAAAUGUGGCCAGCAAGGCAAUCUUUUCUGUGGAAGGUAGAGAGCGGUUGUGUUCCUUUUUCCCUUUUGAGCAGGUUAUUUUGACAAGGAAAAAUGGAUUCAGGGCUUCUGCCUGGUUCUCUGCUUCUGACAGAUGAACUUGUAUUAUUAAAUAAAUAUUUUGCUCAAAUA
Thamnophis elegans (Western terrestrial garter snake) is the source of this 2464-nucleotide messenger RNA. RefSeq names its product acidic nuclear phosphoprotein 32 family member E (gene ANP32E). The record is from RefSeq and is a predicted model, not a curated record. Gene Ontology annotation, cellular component: nucleus. The transcript has 7 exons. Gene Ontology annotation, molecular function: histone binding; phosphatase inhibitor activity. NCBI's taxonomy places the organism in Eukaryota, Metazoa, Chordata, Lepidosauria, Squamata, Natricidae. The coding region runs from base 338 to 1132 and encodes 264 amino acids. Gene Ontology annotation, biological process: regulation of apoptotic process.